This is a messenger RNA of Leptopilina heterotoma, 3073 nucleotides long. RefSeq lists its product as uncharacterized. The coding region runs from base 918 to 2978 and encodes 686 amino acids. The transcript has 7 exons. The record is from RefSeq and is a predicted model, not a curated record. Lineage: Eukaryota; Metazoa; Arthropoda; Insecta; Hymenoptera; Figitidae.
AAAAAGAAGAAAUUGCAAAAAGAAAAAUAAUUCAUUAGUUUUAGAUUUAUAUAUUUUAGAAAAAAGGUCAGAAAUUAAAGAGAAAAGAAGACCUUGGAAAAAAUAAAUUCAACAAAGUUUAAUUGUCGAAAUUAUUACAGACAGUAAAAAAAUGGUCGAAUGAGUUAAUUCCAUAUCUCGGAAGAUUUUCAAAAAAAUUCUUUUUUUCUUCUACAUUGUUGCAAAAAAAAGAGAGAUCUAAACUAGACAUGUUGAGUCACGUUAAAAUAAAGCUAUCUUAAUCAAAUAAGAUGCCAAUUAAUGUAUAUUUCACGAAUAAAAAAGAGAAGAAUUGAUAAGAUUCUAAUACACGAGGCUUAAAGUAAUAAUCCCCAAAGUGUUAUUACUUAAUAAUUUAAAGAAUUUUUCACUUUAUUAAUUCUUCUACAUUCUAAAUUUCCAAAUCUUUUAAUUAGACCUAUUUAAUUCUCAUUUUUAAUUUAUCUGGCAAAAAGAAUAAAGAAAGAAAAAAAAAAUUGUCCGCCUUCGAGAAAGAUGAAAGAAAAAACUUCUAAUACGUAUAUGACAUAAAUUGUUGCGCGGUAAUUCUUGACAGUCGCAAGUGAAAUGUAGAAGAAAGAAGUCGCGAAUUAGAUUUAAGAAUAAUUUUAAAUUUUAUUUCAAGUUUCUUGUGUUAAUUUUUCAUUCAAUUAAUACGAAUUUUGUGCCAGUGUUGAUUUCAACUCAAAGUGAACAAGUCAGAAAAAAAACUGAGUAAACUCAGAAAAAAGAAUCUGACAAAAAUUAAUUUAAUUAAAGGAAAGAUUUUUAAAAAAAGAAUUAAUUUUUUGCCAAAAAAAGUUUUUAAUUAAACUCUUUUUUAUUUUUUGUUAAUUAAUAUUUAGAAAGUUCUUUUUUGAAUUCAUCAUUAAACUAAAAUGUCAACGACACCAUUGAGACAAUUUUCUUUUGACGAAAGAGACAUAAGAAGGCGAAUGCAAUGUCGGAAGUUGGAGUUCAAGGUGCCAUUGAGACUAAUUCGUUUAUGUGUCCUUGGCACAUUUCUUCCGGCAAUUUUGGUGGCGGGUCCCAUUUAUCUCAGAUAUCGAGUUUAUUCCGUUCAAUUAUAUCCUCUAACAAUUUCUGAUCAAAGAUUAAUCGAUGGGAAAAUCUCCACUACGUGGUGCCAGAGACAAGUGGUCAGAGUGAAUACAACGUUUAAUGCCUACUUGAUGAGCAACGAGCCAAAUAUUAAAGGGGACCUAGUUCCAGUCUCGAUGACAAGACAUUUAGUUUUGGAAGAUGAUAUGAAAGAAUAUUGGGGAUUUUACCUUUUACGAGGUUCAAGUGUUACUGUUUCUACUUGUGUAAGAUGGCCUGGAGCUUCACUAACAAUUGUAAGAGGCCAUAAACAUUUACACGAAUGUACAUUUAUUGGCGAUGACAGUAGCGAGGAAUUGGAAGAAUUACUUCAAGUUGCAGAGGAAAAAGGAUUGUUAAAAGUAAACGGAACAAUUCAGAACAAUGAAAGUCCAAGUAAUGCACCCGAUAAAAUGACAAAAGUUCAUAAAGACGUGAAAUUCCAUCAUCACAAUUCUAAGGCGCCACAUAAAAAUCGAACAUUCAGCUCAAAUGAUUUUAAUCCAUCGAGUCAUGAAUUAGAUGCAAAUGCAAUGAAAAAUAUUUUGGCACUAUUAAUGAAAAAAACCAAUGAAAUGAAGAAUAAACAAAAGAAAAAUGCCUAUCAUAUAUACGAGGGUGUUUAUCGUGAAAGUGAUAAUAUCGAUAAACCACCGUCAUUGGAGAAGGAAUUCGAUCCAAGGGAUCUUUUCGAUCUUCUCGAUCAAAAACGACAAUCACUUGAAACAAAUCAAAAUGAAAAAUUACCAAAAACUAAAAUUGAUGCAAAUUCAAAAAUCCCCAAUGAUGCGCAAUUGAAUAUUUCAAAUGAUACAUUAAAUCAGAAGAUUAUCAAUGAUACCUUAAAUCAAAAGAUCAUCAAUGAUACCUUAAAUCAAAAAAUCGUUAAUAAUACAGUAAAAUUAAAAAAUUUAAAUACUGACGAUUUAGUAAAGGAGAAAAAAAUUUCAACUUCCCUUUCGAGAGAAAAGGAAGUAAAAAAUGACGAAACUCCGAGAAUUAAUGUUGAAAAUAAAUCGAAGAAUUUAGAGAGUAGUGAGAAUGAUCCAAGUUCAGCUGAAGUUUUUGGCGAAGUUAUGAAAAAAAUUGUCUCCCAAGGCGAGAGAGGAAAGAAACUUUUUCAGCAAUUAUUGAGUGAAAUUGAUGAUGAAAAACUUAAGCAAAGACUAAUGAUUAAAUUGACGAGUGCAGCAAAAAUUGAAGAGGAGAAGAAGAGAAGAAAACGAGACUUUAUUCUAUCAUCACCACUUCAAGAUGAAUUGAGCCGCGAUGACGAGGACGAGGAUGCUGCCAUUGAAGAGGAUUUAUUAACGCCUGAUGGAAUUGCUGAUGACAGAGGAACAGUUAACGAAACCACAUUGAAUGAUAGAAGCAAUUCUGAAUUUUGGAGUUCAUUUAGUAGUUCCGAGGAGAGACUCUUGGAAUGCAAAGGAUUAAUAUUAAAUUUGCCCCUAACACCACAUCGAAUGUGUACGCCACAUCAUGAAAAUGAACACAAUGCGGCUUCAAUUGCCAACACUGUUACCUACAGGGUGCCGGCGAAUGGCUAUUAUUUUUUCGUUUUUAAUUCGGAAAAUGAGGUGCAAACAAAUUAUUUGAGGAUAAAAUUUGAUCUUCUUAAAACUGCGUACAACACAUCGAAUCCAGUGCAUGCCUGUGAAAAUAUAACCAGCGAAUGUUCAUUGCCAUUCAAUUUUUUUAGCAGCGAACGAACAGUUUUAGAAUUACCAGUGAGGGGCAAUGAUUCACAAUGGAAUGAGGAAUUCGUUGUCACAUCAACUUGCGAGCCAAGAACUUCGAUCUAUAUUUUCUGCGUAAUCGCCGUUCCAUUAUUAAUUCUUUUAUUUGCAUUUCAUUAACAGAAAGCAAAUUUCAAUAUUUUAAUCAUUUAAUUUCUAUUUUCAUUCAAAUUUAAUUUCCAUUUCAAUUCAAUUUCAAUUCAAUUUCACUUUAA